Mycosarcoma maydis (corn smut) is the source of this 1065-nucleotide messenger RNA. Its product is annotated as putative tricarboxylate secondary active transmembrane transporter. Gene Ontology annotation, biological process: mitochondrial citrate transmembrane transport; mitochondrial transport. The transcript has a single exon. The coding region runs from base 1 to 1065 and encodes 354 amino acids. Lineage: Eukaryota; Fungi; Basidiomycota; Ustilaginomycetes; Ustilaginales. The record is from RefSeq and is a predicted model, not a curated record. Gene Ontology annotation, cellular component: mitochondrial membrane.
AUGUCGACAACAGAGAAACGAAUCUCGCCUUCGCCCAUGCACUCGCUGCUCGCCGGAACCAUCGCCGGUGCGGUCGAAGGGUUUCUUACUUACCCGACCGAGUUUGUCAAGACGCAGGCUCAGCUUGCCUCGAAUGCAGCCGCAAGUGCCAGCAAGACAUGUUCGGUCCCCAAGAGUGUUCCGGGGGCGGUUCGACACAUCUCGUAUGGUGCAUUGCCAGCGCACAAGCUCAACAUCGCCGCCGCCGCCGCCGCCACAUCAGCACCAUCAACCACUGUACCGAUGCCAAAAGCAGGCGCCUCGGCGAUGCAGAUUGUCCGGGAUACUUGGAAGACUCGCGGGAUCACUGGCUUCUUCAGCGGCGCAGGUGCCAUGGUUACGGGCAACUCUGCUAAAGCGGGUGUUCGCUUCCUCACGUACGAUACGAUUCAAAACCUUCUGCGACCAAAGUCGAUCGAUGCAAACCAGAAGCUCGGAAUGGGCAGAUCGAUCCUUGCCGGCUUCCUGGCUGGAUCGGCCGAGGCGAUGCUCGCGGUCACGCCUUCCGAGGCGAUCAAGACACGGAUGAUCCAGGAUUCGCUGCAGCCUGCUCACAUGCGCAAGUACAAAGGCGCCAUCGAUGCGGUUCAAAAGAUUGUGGGCGCUGAGGGCUUGGCUGGUCUGUACAGAGGGUUGGGUGCCACGGUGCUGCGACAGGGAGCAAACUCAUCGGUGAGGUUGACAUCCUACUCCAUCUUGAAAUCCGUACAAACGCAAGCAGGCUAUGCCAAGUCCACAGCAGCGACAUUCGCAUCGGGAGCAGGCGCUGGCUUGAUCACCGUCUACCUCACAAUGCCGUUUGACGUGGUCAAGACGCGAAUGCAACAGUCACCCUCGACCACAGGAGCUACACAGAGCAAGCCGAGCAUCGUCUCGUGCGGUCUCGACAUUGUCAAGAGGGAAGGAGUAAAGAGCCUCUGGAAGGGUACCACCCCACGAUUGACCAGGUUGAUUUUCAGCGGUGGCAUCGCGUUUACUGCUUACGAGACGGUUAUUGGCUGGCUCAACCCGACCACAGUUGCUUGA